UCUUUGUACCAGCAGUACAUCAUAACGACCUUAGGGAUUUUGACUCCGUGGACUGGGCGGAGACGGAGGCAGACGAGUAGGGGGAGUCGAGCGGCCGGACUCGAGCUUCGGUAGCCGUCUAAUCGGAGGGAUCCUCGCCUGCGACGGUGGGUAACCAGUCCAUGCGCGAGGCGACUGCAGUUCAUCUUCUCCGAGCAGAGCCAACCUAGAAGAAGACAUGGAAUCAUCUUCAACACCAAGAAGAGGAAGAAGUGAUGUUUCUGUGAGCAGAGGCCGUGGAAGCAGAGGCCGCAGUAUUGCUGUACCUGAUGAUGAGAUUUGGAAUCCAAAACUCUUUGCCUGCCAGAAGCCACACGUUUUGCAAGACAUUUUCUCAAAAUUUAAUAAUUUCAAGAUGUUAUUGAUGAAAGAUAUCUCUUUUGAUGGGUUGGCAGAGAUGCCCAAACAACAAUGGAAUCGUCAGUUUUCUUUUUUCUGCCUGUGCCAGACUGAUGCAGAUGGUGACCCUAUGGAGUUUGAGUACCUUGAUGGUACCCGAGUACCCAUGUACCCAUCACAUGUACAUGAGAUCAUAGGGGUGAAAUCGGAGGGUGUACACAUUUCUGUGACGGAUGACGAUAUUCCUGAUGAGGUAGUUGAAGAAGUUUGCAGGGCUCUAGGAGUGAAGGAGUUAACAAUAAGCAAUGUUUGGAGGGUGGUUGAAAGUGUUGUUGAUGAACACAGCACAAAGCGCGAGCAAGAAGCUUUCCAAAUAGGAGUUGUAAUUUUGGCUUUCGCAUUCAUGCUUGACUGCAGAGAUCGGGAGCCAAAGAUGCCAACAUAUUUACUCCCUUACCUCAUCAGUGUUGAGAAGCUGAAACAAGUCAAUUUUGGAAGAUGUGUACUUGAUAUUAUUGGAAUUGCUGCUCGGAAAGUUCCCAAAUUGAAGAGGAGUCAUUAUUCGACAUGCACAGUUGGGGGUUGCAGCAUUGUAUCUCAGCAAAGCACCAGCAAAUGUGUACCCCAGAAUCAAGGUGUAUGAUAAGGCAAAGUUAGAUUUGCUUAUCAGUAUGGACAGGAAUACUCACAGUGUGAAUUUGGGGAGGUGGUAUGGUUACUGCAAGAGGAACGAUCAAGUGAAGGCUGAAAACAAAGGGAAAGGCAUAGCAACGGGAUCAACAAGUGAGAAGAAGAAGUACAAGAGUGACAGGCAAUCGACGAAACAGAAGCGUUUCCAGGCUUUGAUGAAAGUUGUUGAAGAUCAUCAUGCUGCAGAUGGGUAUCUUAUUGAUGACCUAAAAAAAUAAAUACAGAAAAGGAAGAACCUACUUCUACAGCGAAUGGCACACCACUUGGAGAACAAGGUUUUUUCUGAUGAAGAAUACGAGGAUACAACAUCUGCUAUACACAGGAUGGAAGGUCACCUUGGAGGAGAGCAUUCAUUUCAUGAUGAUGCCACAUCAAGUUAUUUGGCUGCAUGAGCAUCCGGAAACAAUGAAAACGUUCGAGAGGAGAGCAACAUGAGUCAAGUUGGAGACAAGAGAGGGGCUGAAGGUCAACUGAACUCAGGCAGCCAAUCGUCGAAAAGAUGCAAGAGUACCGGGCAAGAGGCAGAUGCACGGACUAAUGUUGGGAUGAGCGAUGUGCAAGAAGGGCAUGAACAUAUAUCAGGGGUUGAAACAGAUCAGACCAGAAAUAUUGGAAUGACAGGUACAGUUGGUGAUGAAGGUAACCUUUUAGAUACACAUACUUCUAUAAAGAUUAUAGUUGCACGAGAACUUGGGUUACUCAAAGACUCAUGCGCUAGACCUCCAAGAAUCCCACAUGUUCCUGGUCUUAGGCGAUUGAAAAAACGAAUUGCGUUCAGAGGUCCUCAUCCACAACCAGUGAGUGAAGAGAAGGCUCAAGAAGAAGAUGUGGAGCAUGAUGUUCUUCAAUCUGCCUCAAACACUGAUGUGCCUGUUGAAUCAAAUAAUGCGGACUGUACCAAGGAGCAGAACUGUGAGGCAGAUGUGAUUAUCAAUAGCGUACUGCAAGAUAUCGAAUUAGGUGAACAUAGUCAGCGUGGAGAAGAUCAUGUUGGGAGUACAGAAGUUGAACCUCAGGAAGCAAACACAGCACCAGCAAUCAAUGUGGUAUCACCUGCUGCUGCUGAUCCAACAGAAUCGUCGCGUAAGGCAGAUGACACUGAGAAGAAAGGUGAUGUUGCCCAAGCAGGUACAGCUGGAUCUGAAAGUACAAAUUCUGGCAAUGUGAAUGAUUUAGUGAAGAGUUUCUUCAUGACUCCACCGGUGGAGCCAUUAUUACCAGGGGGUUUGGACGGUGCUUACCAUGUGCAAGGGCCUAACGCUCCUAUAUUUGAUGAGACACCGCAAUGAAAAGGCAAGAAUGCAGCGGAUUCUGGUGAGAAUGUUGGAGAGAAGCAGAGAGGCAAGGCUGAAAGUGAACUUUACCUGGUACAUGAUGAUCCAUCAGAUUCAUCGGUUCAAGUUGGAGAUAUGAAGGUGUACCAAAGGCGUACUGUGUCGAAGAGAAAGUACGGCAAGUUUGAUGGAGAAGAAGCAAGUGAUGCAGUCGUUGAUGAAGGCGCAAGUACUUUCUAGCUGGUUAAGAGAUUAUGAUGAACAUUGUACAUUCUUGUGCGUGCAUAAUGCAUGCAAGAAUGUAUGGAAUGGGAAGCUUGUUUUGUAAUGGUUGUGAUAUGUUGAAGGUACAUGUUCGACAGUAUUUUAUGAUGACAUGGGUAGUAGAUAAGUUGGAUUGUAGACCUUGAUGUCAGUGGGGGAACUUUAUGUGAAAACAAUCAUCCGUACGUCGUCAGAAUAAUUAGUUAAGACCUAUUUCUUUUCCUUAGUCAUGUGCUGAUUAUAACU
This is a messenger RNA of Brachypodium distachyon (stiff brome), 2852 nucleotides long. RefSeq lists its product as uncharacterized. The transcript has 18 exons. NCBI's taxonomy places the organism in Eukaryota, Viridiplantae, Streptophyta, Magnoliopsida, Poales, Poaceae. The record is from RefSeq and is a predicted model, not a curated record. The coding region runs from base 1500 to 2357 and encodes 285 amino acids.